CUUAGCCUUUCGCAACAGGAUCGUUACAUCAUUCACAAACGAAUAAUCACCACUGUGCAGAAAACUCAGCAGCCCUUUUAGCAAGCAUGGCAUCAGCCGCGCCUUCUGAAUCCAAAUUCGCGGCGAAUGUUAUCAUAAUUGGUGCUGGUGUUUUUGGCCUGUCCACGGCCCUAGCCAUUGCGAACCGACACCCAUCAACUUCUGUAACAGUCGUUGAUCGUUGCACACCUCCGGUGCCAGAUGGAAGUAGUGUCGACACGACACGCUGCAUUCGUUGGGAUUAUCCCGACCCAAUCUAUGCUCAAUUGGCGAAACAAUCCCAGCUUCUGAUCGAGCAAGACCCCGAGCUCAGCAAACAUUUCUUCAAGAGGGGAAUGACCUUUGUGUGCAAUGGUGUCCCAAGCAGAUUCACACAAGGGUGGCAGGACCAGUACAAUCUUACGAAAGACCUAGCGCAGCCUGAACACUUAGUAGACUUGCCAACGCGGGAAACAUUGUUCCAGCGCAUUCAUGGAAAGGAUGCAAAGCCCUUGAAUCGAAUUGUGCUUGGACGGGAGCCACAAUGGAACGUGGCAUACACCAACAAAGAGGAUGCUUUUAUCGACGCGGAAGCGGGCAUACAAGUGUACUACGACCGCUGUCUACAAUACCCGUCAAUUCGCUUUCGCUGCGGCACCGAGGUUGAUCACAUCAAUAUCGAUAAAGGUAUUGCCAAGGGUGUGGUUUUAGCAGAUGGAAGCAAUCUACAAUCUGAUAUGGUCAUUGUUGCGGCUGGUGCAUGGUCAAGCAGGUUGGUCAGUCUUGGAUCACGAGUAUAUCCUAUUGGCCACGAAGUAGUGUGGUUCAAAGUAACGCGGGAAGAGGAAAUGCGAUGGAAGGCCAUGUCUAUUACAACCAACGACAGUACAGGUUUGAAUAUAUUUCCACCAUAUCGUGGCGAAGUCAAGGUGUUGCGCAGGUCACCCGGCGUCAAGAACUCGAUCACAAUUCCGAAGCCAGAGAACCGCUCAGAAACCAUGGAAAUCUCAUAUCCGCGGACACUCGUGACCAAUCCAACAGAUAUCAUACCUGCCAAUGCGGAAGCUGCAAUUCGAGAAGAUCUGCGAGAGAUCAUGCCUUCCCUUGCCAGUCGACCAUUCGAUCGUACAAAAAUCUGCUGGAUCAGCACAACGCCGACUGCGGAUUUCCUUAUUGCUCCCCAUCCGAGCGUUGGUGGUAUUCAUCUGGCAACUGGAGGAUCUGCACAUGCUUGGAAGUUUGUACCAGUAUUGGGUGACCUUGUCGUCGAUUCCAUAAUGGGUAAUCUCUCGAAGGAACUUGAAGACAAGUGGGCCUUCGAUAAGUCGGGGCAGUCGAGCGACCAGGCUGCUCCCCGCAUGGAUGGCGCGCCAGAAGAGCUUCGUGAUGUGGUGAGAACUAUUCAAAGUCACUUUUAGGCAAGGUUAAGGUGGUUCAGAUGACGAAUGAACGGACGGCACCAAGUUUCGACAGCAGAAGUGCAAUAAAGCUGUGGGAAGGGUUU
Aaosphaeria arxii CBS 175.79 is the source of this 1522-nucleotide messenger RNA. RefSeq names its product putative fructosyl amino acid oxidasesarcosine oxidase. Lineage: Eukaryota; Fungi; Ascomycota; Dothideomycetes; Pleosporales. Bases 87 to 1436 code for a protein of 449 amino acids. Gene Ontology annotation, molecular function: flavin adenine dinucleotide binding; proline dehydrogenase activity; sarcosine oxidase activity. The record is from RefSeq and is a predicted model, not a curated record. The transcript is spliced from 3 exons.